Medioppia subpectinata is the source of this 522-nucleotide messenger RNA. Lineage: Eukaryota; Metazoa; Arthropoda; Arachnida; Sarcoptiformes; Oppiidae. The record is from the annotation of a GenBank genome assembly.
AUGAAUCGUUUACUAGUGAUCGCAAUACUAAAUGUUUCAAUCGCGGCGACACUCGUGAGCGGACACGAGUCGUCGCUACAUCAGUCGGCCGACGAGUUAGACAAUCACCUGCAUAUGGAUCAGAUACCGCCGCCAAGCGCUCAGCCGAGUCACGAAGAUAUCGCGGCCCAUCUCUCGCAACUGUUCGCCGACCAGAUGGACAAAGACGGCGACGGCUUUGUCGACGUUCACGAACUGAAGGCGUGGAUAGAAGUGGUGCACAACAAGUUGAUCGCCGAUAACAUUGAGCAGCAGUGGUCUUAUUAUCAGCCAGAGGUACAGGAAGUGCACUCAUGGGAGGGCUAUAACCCGGAGCAGCAGGAAGUGCUUCAUUGGGAUGUUUACGUCAAUAUGACUUAUCCGGACAAUAUCGGCGAUGAGGAGGCCGCCCACGAGUCGGAGAGGUACAGGAAGUGCACUCAUGGGAGGGCUAUAACCCGGAGCAGCAGGAAGUGCUUCAUUGGGAUGUUUACGUCAAUAUGA